AUGUCAUCUUUGAUAGCGUGACACGAACAGGUUGUUGCAUAAAUUCGAGAAGAAGUAAACAGGAACAGCCUUUAACAUUCGCUUUUGGACUAAACAAGUGGUUUCUGGAUCAAUACCGAUUUAAAAUUCAGGAUACAGGUAAUUUUUGCCGAAGACUGCGCUUGAUUCUGUCUUUCAUGGCUCUUUUGGAUAAACACAUGUAAAUUUGCAACACUCACAGGGAGUCUUAAUUCUUGCUUAACUGUGAAAGAGGUUCAAAACAGUCUGAUGAAUGAGCUUGUUAAGAGAAGUCUUCAUAGAACUAUUCUUCUAUACGUCUAUGCUUUUAUUGGAGGAUGUAUAUUCUAUGUCAUUGAGUACAAGCCUGAGAAGAGCAGGAUUGCUUAUACAAGACUUAGGCACGAGCUCCAACUUAACUUUACAAAAAGAUUUAAUAUAUCCGUGAACGAGAGUGAUUUCGAACGGUUUAUGCAGACAGCUUUCGAGAUUGUAAGAAAUGGCAACAAAGCAGAUUGGGGAAUUUUAACCGGUACUUCAUUUGCGAUGACGUCAUUGACCACCAUUGGUUAUGGACACAUGACACCUGAAACACAACUUGGACAAUUUUUCACCGUCAUUUAUUGCAUUGUGGGACUGCCAUUAUCAACGCUGGCUCUGAAGUCAAUCGGAGAACUAAUCGCCAAGAUGGUAUAUAAGAUCAUUUAUCGUGUGGAGACAAAAUUACUUUUUAGGAUAAGACCUCGGAAGGUUAAGAUAAAAACCUUUUUCAUAACUUUCACACUGAUGAUUUUGACGUUAUGUAUUGGUGCUCUAGCAGGGAAAUACCUGGAAGGUUGGACUUUCAUAGAAGGCUUCUACGCAUGGUUUGCUUCACUCUCCACCAUCGGAUACGGCGACUACGUUCCUGGUUGGAAAAUAUUGAAAAAUGCCGAAGACUCUGCAGCAGACAUUUGGAUAUUGAUAACAGCACUAUCCCUCCCCGGUAUGGCGACACUUUGUGUAGUCUCAGGUGUGGUUAAUUCACUUGUUGAAGCUUAUAAUGAAUUCAAAAUACAAUGUAACGUUUGUUCUCGAUGUCCUGCAUGCAGAAGGAGAAAGUCUGAGAAAUCUAAAGGAAAACGCAAGAAGAAAAAGUCUGCAGGUGGUGCAACACAAGAAAAACACAGAAAAUUCGAGUCCCUAUACGCUUGUAGCGAAAGGGAAAGAUCGACUACUGUUUAGUCGACCAAAUACAUUUUAAGACGCACUAGGAUACAGUU
Pocillopora verrucosa is the source of this 1259-nucleotide messenger RNA. RefSeq names its product potassium channel subfamily K member 3. The record is from RefSeq and is a predicted model, not a curated record. Gene Ontology annotation, molecular function: potassium ion leak channel activity; outward rectifier potassium channel activity. Gene Ontology annotation, biological process: stabilization of membrane potential; potassium ion transmembrane transport. Lineage: Eukaryota; Metazoa; Cnidaria; Anthozoa; Scleractinia; Pocilloporidae. Gene Ontology annotation, cellular component: plasma membrane.